This is a messenger RNA of Phyllopteryx taeniolatus (common seadragon), 1711 nucleotides long. It is a transcript of the gene plekhj1, whose product is annotated as pleckstrin homology domain containing, family J member 1. The transcript has 6 exons. Bases 173 to 763 code for a protein of 196 amino acids. Gene Ontology annotation, cellular component: early endosome; trans-Golgi network; recycling endosome. The record is from RefSeq and is a predicted model, not a curated record. Gene Ontology annotation, biological process: receptor recycling; endosome organization; retrograde transport, endosome to Golgi. NCBI's taxonomy places the organism in Eukaryota, Metazoa, Chordata, Actinopteri, Syngnathiformes, Syngnathidae.
CCUUCCCAACUUCCGUACAACGAGCCCGCAGAGGAGUGGUUCUGCUGUGUGUGCUUUGACGGGUAAUAUUCGGAUACAUUUGUUUUCCUUGACGUCUAAAAUGCUUAGCAUUACUCCGUCACAACCAGUAAAUAACAUCUAACUAUGGAGAGACUUGUUUAACAAGCAGUCAAUGUUUUUGACGACGCCAUUGGAUACCGUCGUUGUUGUUUUCAGUGUGGGAAAUGACCGGGGCUGUGGCGAGUGUGCAGCGGUCGUGUUAAAUUCAAAACUUUUACGGUCAGUGAUGCGUUUUAACGAGAAGGAGAUGGUGCACUUGAGCCGACAGCCGUCAGAAAUGGUCGCCGAGCUGGGCAUGCGAGGACCCAAGAAAGGAGAUGUUGUCAAGAGGAGGCUAGUGAAACUCGUUGUUAACUUCCUCUUCUAUUUUAAGACUGACGAGGAAGAACCUAUUGGAGCUCUGCUGUUGGAGCAAUGUCGGGUGGAGAAGGAGGACAACCUAACAUUCACCAUUGCAUUUCUAGAAGACGCAGAGAGGAAAUAUCUUUUUGUGUGUGACUCUGAGGAGCAAUGUGGGAAGUGGAUAGACUCCAUCAUCAGGGCUAGCUAUGAGUUCAUGAGGCGGAAUCUCAUAUUCUACAGAACUGAAAUCCACAGGCUCACUGGAAAAGAUCCAUUGGAGCAGUACGGCAUAUCAGAUGAAGCUCGCUUUCAAGUUACUAAUGGCCUGCAGCAUACGCCCAGAGAUGCCUCCUCAAUGUAGACUAGCAUUCUGCCUAUUUUGAUCUUUAUUUUAUUUUCAGUUCAGCUUGCCACUCAAAUAGCGCCACCACCCUGGACUGAAAAGCAAAGGCAUUACUGUAAGCGCUUAAGGGUGUGUGCACACUCUGCUUUUUAUUGUUUAGUUUUUUCACCAGUUGAAAAUUGAACAUAGGAUUUCAACUGUGUGUGAAUCUUGUACCACCAGCUUGUUGUGGCCUUCAGAAAUCAUGUCUGAUUAUGGGUUCUCAGUGCCAGCUUCUGUCAUCACAAGUUUUUUUCCUUUAUUUUAUAGUUAAUAGUCUCUAAUUUUAGAUAAUGUGGAUAUUGUGAGUCACUGGCAAUAUUUGACUUGCUACUGGGAGAAUCAGUCAGGACAAUAGGAAAAAUAUUAACAAUGGCUGCAGAGCAACAUUUUAGAUAAAUGGCUUAAUUAAACUAAGACUUACCGAUGGUAUUUAAACUACUGAGUUGAGCCACAAUUAUAUACAUAUAAUAUAGCGAGGGAAAAUAUUGUUUUUUUUUCUCCAUGAGUGUUUAUCGUCCUGCUCAUCUAAACUACUUGGCUUGUUAAGAUACUUUUGCACACUGUACUGUACUUUACUUGUUCUUGAGAGUUUAUUUUAUGAGUUUCUAAAAUGUACUUGAAUUAACUUUUUAUUUUCUAUUGCACUGUAAUUCGCAUUUCUUUGGUUAAGGUGGACCAUGCUAAGUCUUUUGACUUCCUCUUGUUUUUGUAUGUCGCUACAGCUCUGAACCACGUUACAUGUAAACACAGUUCUGUAGUCUGCAAUUUGGUAAACAUUCCAUACACGUCUAUUUUAUAAUUAGCGUACAGUAUGCUUCACUUGCUUUCCCAGUGUCUUGUCGUCUUCAUUGAGAACAUAUUUAACUUCAACUUUUAUAGAUGAUUUCUUUUUUUUUUUUUUUAAUAAAAUAUUUUUAUCUGAUA